UGUUGAGUCUAUGGAGGUCCUGUAAUGAAUUCAAUUCUGUUAAAGCAAGUUGAGGGGUGUGUUUUCGUAAUGGCGUCUCAUCAGAUUCGAAUUCAUCAUGCCAAGGCCACUGAUUUUUAUCUUAGAGUCAGGAGCAGGCCCAUAAUCGAGGACAAUAGUGGUGUGAGGUUUCCUUCUUAUUAAAUUUUGUGCUAUAAUUAUGUGCUUGUGGUGGUAGCCAAGUGAGUUCUAAUUCUGAUAUUAACUACAGAAGCUACAAAUCUAGAGACUUUGUUCCUUUAUAUGUCAGUAAAAUGGGGCCGUUUCAAAAUCCCAGUGAAACAUACCACUAUUUUGAUCUUCCAUUCUGUAAACCAGCGGAAGCAAUUUCAUUGGGUACUUCAACUUUAUGGGUGACACAUGGUAAAACAUUUGAGACAUGGAUUUGUCCGCUUGCCCAUUUGCUUUGUGGCUAUUGCACAGAUGUAAUUCUAAGAUUAUGCCAGGAGAUUGUGUUUUUGAAAGUUGAAGUUGUAGAGCUUCUAUUACCAAGUAUUUUUGUAAACCUAGCCAGGAGGAGAGACUUAGAUAUUGAUAUUCAACAAUUGAUAUCCUUGCAGGUGUUUUGGCUUUCUAUUGAUUAUCUUGCAGUUGCAAAGUCCGCAGUUUUACCUCAACAUAUUGAGAUACUUAUCUCAGCAGUCACUCAUAUCAAUGAACCUAACAGCUUAUAUGGGAUCAUUCUGUCCAACAAGGUAAGUAAUACAUGUAUACUUAGCUUUGAAUUGUAGUUAAAGGUAAGUAAUACAACUGAACAAGCUUUGCUAUAAUAG
Messenger RNA from Humulus lupulus (European hop), 812 nucleotides. RefSeq names its product serine/threonine-protein kinase ATM-like. Gene Ontology annotation, molecular function: protein serine/threonine kinase activity. Gene Ontology annotation, biological process: DNA damage response. The record is from RefSeq and is a predicted model, not a curated record. The coding region runs from base 294 to 770 and encodes 158 amino acids. NCBI's taxonomy places the organism in Eukaryota, Viridiplantae, Streptophyta, Magnoliopsida, Rosales, Cannabaceae. The transcript has 6 exons.